AUGCCAUUCCUGGGACGAAGGUGCCCACGGGAGACUCCCUUAACCUCUAUUGUGAGAGGCAUUGUCGGCGAACACUUGUAUAAUGCUAUCCCUGGGUCACCAGUACCCAUGGGAGACCCUGCGGCAUUUACAGGCCCUAAUGUUAAAGAGUCCGACACAGAAGACCAAUACGUAACACAACCUCAAACAACGCACAACCUCAAACAACGCACAACCUCAAACAACGCACAACCUCAAACAACGCACAACCUCAAACAACGCAAACCUCAAACAACGCACAACAUCCACAACAUACCACAGAUGCCACGCAUCACCGUCGAACACAACGAUACUACUGACCAGGAUAAUAUUUUUAUACAUCUUAGUAAAUGGUACAUGGUAUAUGGUGCUAUGUUUGCUAAAAUGGUUGAAGCUAUGGAGGUGAUUAAAUUUAGUGCUGCUUUAGGUUAUGAAGCCAAUCCUGAGAAGGCUGGGUCGGUCUUAGAAAGAUGGGUCUUAAGUCAACCCGAUAUUUGGCAACUUAGUUGGCCAGAUUUCCUGGCUAGACCUCGCAAUUCUUCCUUGGAUCCGUCGUACGGAGACAAGGUUGAGAUGCAGUUGGAGAGACUCAAGCAGACCAGUACGGUCGCAAAGUAUGUGGAAGAUUUCACUCAUCUCAAGACACUUUUGCCUCCAGGUCUCAAAGCGGAAAGAUCGUUCAAAAGAGUUCUCCCAGUUAUUAGUUCUUUGAUGUUGGCUGGCUUGCGCAAUGACGCUGUGACCAUUGAUGACAUCAUUAAUGAUGUUUUUAUGCAAGCCACAGGUGUUGAAGCCGGAUGGACUGACGAUCUUAGAACCCAGUCCAAUCGUUGGAAUGAGUUUAAAGCAUCAGCCAAUGUUGAUGCUAUAAAAUUAGAUGCGGUCUCCUUCAAAAAGCUCAGACCUCAAGAGAAGAAGGUAUUGAUGGCCAAUGGGGGGGUUGCUUCAAGUGUCGUAAGACAGGACACUUUGCUAGGCAAUGUCCAAUGGGAGGGAAGAAAGCCGACAAAACUAGAGCUAGUUCAAAAAACUAGUUAA
This is a messenger RNA of Lodderomyces elongisporus, 1056 nucleotides long. RefSeq lists its product as uncharacterized. Lineage: Eukaryota; Fungi; Ascomycota; Pichiomycetes; Serinales; Debaryomycetaceae. The record is from RefSeq and is a predicted model, not a curated record. The coding region runs from base 1 to 1056 and encodes 351 amino acids. The transcript has 4 exons.